This is a messenger RNA of Penicillium angulare, 693 nucleotides long. RefSeq lists its product as uncharacterized. The record is from RefSeq and is a predicted model, not a curated record. Lineage: Eukaryota; Fungi; Ascomycota; Eurotiomycetes; Eurotiales; Aspergillaceae. Bases 1 to 693 code for a protein of 230 amino acids. The transcript has 2 exons.
AUGUUCUCCCAAUGGCAUCAACCCGAUCGAGUGACUGGCGGAUUCCUGAAUCGAUUCUCUCGCAAAGAGCGAGCAAAGCGAAAACAACAACAAUCCGAACAACAAGCACAUCUUCAAGUUCCACCUGCCUAUAAAGCAGAUCUCUACGGUGGCCCCGGCAUCACCACCGGGCCCCGCUCCGCACAUCCCCGACCACUAUCAUCCUUUGCUCCGGACUUAAGUCGACAGGCCCACCAUGCCUAUCAAUACCCGCAGCAGCUCCCCCGAGCUUCGUGCGACCAGCCCCCACUACCAACGUACGAUCCAUCAAAGUACCAACCUAUUCGACCGACGUCGAUCCCCAGUUCGGAUUUAUUGUACGCCAAUCCAUACGCGAGCGGCCAGUCUUCUCACCUGAGCGCUGCUCAUUAUCAUAAUGUGCGUUCCUCGAUUUAUCAUCCCGCGCCGCCGCCGGUGAACCAAUACUCCGCACCAAGACUACCACCAUAUGAUUCGGUGGCGUCUGCAAGACGUCAAUCUGCCAUGCCCAUUUCGUCCCGUCCAGCUGCUUCUGCUCAUCAGCGACUAAGAGCUGAGGCUAGAGAAAGAAGUCACUCUGAACCUAUGCCUGCAGGUCCCGGUGAAAGUCAGGGCACACGAGGCCCACGUCGCCAAAAGCCUGUUCUUUCGCGAUUGAUUACGAACUUCGGUUAA